Scleropages formosus (Asian bonytongue) is the source of this 1017-nucleotide messenger RNA. RefSeq names its product G protein-coupled receptor 26 (gene gpr26). Gene Ontology annotation, molecular function: G protein-coupled receptor activity. Bases 1 to 1017 code for a protein of 338 amino acids. Gene Ontology annotation, cellular component: membrane. NCBI's taxonomy places the organism in Eukaryota, Metazoa, Chordata, Actinopteri, Osteoglossiformes, Osteoglossidae. Gene Ontology annotation, biological process: adenylate cyclase-activating G protein-coupled receptor signaling pathway. The transcript has 3 exons. The record is from RefSeq and is a predicted model, not a curated record.
AUGGACACGGCGGAGGCGAUCGUCGCGCUCCUGGUGGUCCUCGUCAUCGCCGUGUCGCUGCUGUCCAACGUGCUGGUGCUGAUCUGCUUUCUGUACAACCCGGAGAUACGCAGGCAGGUGCCGGGCUUGUUCACCCUCAACCUGACCUUCUGCAACCUGUUGCUCACCGUGUCCAACAUGCCGCUCACUCUGGUGGGGCUCGUGAACAAGGGCCAGCCGGGCGGGGAGGGCUUCUGCCGCGUGGUCGGCUUCCUGGACACUUUCCUGACCACCAACUCCAUGCUGAGCAUGGCGGCGCUCAGCAUCGACAGGUGGAUCGCCGUGGUGUUCCCCCUGAGCUACCACUCCAAGAUGCGCCACAGGGACGCGGCCAUCGCGCUCGGCUACACGUGGGCGCACUCCAUGUCCUUCUCCACGGCGGCCGCGUGCUUCUCCUGGACGGGCUACCACCACCUGUACGCCUCGUGCACGCUGUGCAACGCCAGGGGCAACAGCAGCCGGACCCAGUUCGUGGUCUUCACCGUGCUGUUCCAUUGCCUCACCUUCCUGGUGUCCCUGGUGGUGCUGUGCGUCACCUACCUGAAAGUGCUCAAAGUGGCUCGCUUCCACUGCAAGAGGAUAGAAGUGAUCACCAUGCAGACUCUGGUGCUCCUGGUGGACAUUCACCCGAGUGUCCGGCAACAGUGCCUGGAGGAGCAGCGCCGUCGGAGGCAGAGAGCCACCAGGAAGAUAAGCACCUUCAUCGGUACCUUCGUUCUCUGCUUUGCGCCCUAUGUGAUAACGAGGAUCGUGGAGCUGUUCCCCGCAGUGCCUGUGAACCCUCACUGGGGGCUGCUUUCCAAGUGCUUGGCCUACAGCAAGGCGGCCUGCGACCCGUUCGCCUACUCGCUGCUGCGGAACCAGUACAGGAAGACAUGCGCCGACAUCGUGAACCGCAUGCUGAAGAGGAGCUCUCUGAACGCAUCGGGACCCAGGAUGGAGAACGAGAGGAACCAUGGCGCACAGAUGACGGAGUGA